AUUAAGUGGUUGCACCCUCUUUCAGAAUCGGGUUUGGCACGCCAUUGUAAUAAGGAGUAACUUUUAAAUCACUGAGUGGACUUACAGAGCUAGAAUUCCUUCUAAUUUAUCCAAAUAUAUAUCCACGGUAUAUCAACUUGUCCCGCAAUGGCUACAGACUCCUGGGCGCAGGCCGUGGAUGAGCAGGAAGCCGCCGCAGAAUCGAUCAGUAGUCUUCAAAUAAAGGACAAACCAGAAGAGAACGGUACUGUUUCUAAUGCCACAGAACCCAGCAGUGGGGCUGCAAAAUCAGAAGCUGAUGGCAAAACCAAAACUGCAGACGAGGAUGACAAAGAGGACAAGGCGGCACAAUCACUGUUAAACAAGCUGAUACGAAAUGAUCUUGUAAAUACAACAAAUCAGGUGGAAGUUCUCCAGAAGGAUCCAAACUCUCCGCUGUACUCUGUGAAGUCCUUUGAGGAACUACGGCUCAAACCACAGCUUCUUCAGGGCGUAUAUGCCAUGGGGUUCAACCGACCAUCUAAAAUCCAAGAAACCGCCUUACCCAUGAUGCUCGCUGAGCCUCCACAGAAUCUGAUCGCUCAGUCUCAGUCAGGAACGGGGAAAACGGCUGCCUUUGUCCUGGCGAUGCUCAGCCACGUCGACCCAAACAACAAAUACCCCCAGUGCUUGUGUGUGUCACCAACAUAUGAACUGGCGCUUCAGACGGGUAAAGUCAUCGAGCAGAUGGGCAAAUAUUAUCCUGAAGUCAAAUUAGUCUAUGCUAUUAGAGGGAAUAAGUUGCAACGAGGCAUGAAGCUGCAGGAGCAGAUAGUCAUUGGUACACCUGGUACAAUGCUGGACUGGUGCAGUAAAUUCAAAUUUAUAGAUCCCAAGAAGAUCAGAGUGUUUGUGUUGGACGAAGCCGACGUGAUGAUUGCUACACAGGGACACCAGGAUCAGAGCAUCCGGAUCCAGAGGAUGCUGCCCAAAAACUGCCAGAUGUUGCUGUUCUCAGCCACGUUUGAAGAGAGCGUUUGGUCCUUCGCUCAGCGCAUCGUGCCGGACCCCAACAUCAUCAAGCUGAAGAGAGAAGAGGAGACGCUGGACACCAUCAAGCAGUACUAUGUGCUCUGCAACAGCAAGGAAGAGAAGUUCCACGCCCUCUGCAACAUCUACGGAGCAAUUACCAUCGCUCAGGCUAUGAUCUUCUGCCAUACAAGGAAAACUGCAGGUUGGCUUGCAGGAGAGCUGUCUAGAGAAGGCCAUCAGGUGGCGCUGCUCAGUGGAGAAAUGCAGGUGGAGCAGAGAGCCGCUGUAAUUGAACGCUUCCGGGACGGAAAGGAGAAAGUCCUUGUGACCACAAAUGUCUGCGCUAGAGGCAUUGACGUGGAGCAGGUGUCUGUGGUGAUCAAUUUUGACUUGCCAGUCGACAAAGAUGGUAACCCCGACAACGAGACGUACCUCCACAGGAUCGGACGCACGGGCCGAUUUGGGAAGAGAGGUCUGGCCAUCAACAUGGUGGACAGCAAGAUGAGCAUGAACAUCCUGAGCAGAAUCCAGGAGCAUUUCAAUAAGAAAAUCGAAAGACUAGACACUGACGAUCUGGAUGAAAUUGAGAAAAUCGCCAGCUAAAGGAAACCCGUGACCAAGCGGAGAAAGCUCCACUUCCCUCCUCACUCCCCCCAGGGACUCCACGCUUCUAUGAUAUUUUAGGCUUUUAUUUUUUUAUUCCAUCUGUCAGAGAGAAGUGCAGAACCACACCACAGCUCAUAUGUUUACAUGUGGACGCGUCUCCUUUCAGACAAAUGUUUUAGUACAUUUCUGGAACAUACCCUCUUUCACUCUUUGUAUACUUUUUAACGGGUAUAAUAAAGUCUGUAAAUUGAAAGCCUUGUUUGGAUCUUAAUGCUCUAUAAGCAAUUGAGUUAUUUUUUUAAUAAGUUUUCUGUGUUUUAUAAAGAUUCACAAGUUCCAAAUUGAAAAUUUAAAGGUGCCACAAGUGUAGGUACAAAGAGUGAAGUUGGGUAUGCUGCUCCAAUUCAUUCAAUUUAUUUUUUUUCAGAUGGUGAGGGUUAGGGUUAGGUCUAUGCAAACUUAAUCUGUGAUAAUUAUCAGAUGCUAUUAAUAUCUAUUCUCAGAACACAAAUUGAUCUUAAAAUGACCUCGUCUUCAGCAUCAGGGUGUGUAGAAUGAUACUAACUCACUGGCAUAAAGCUGUGUCUUGGUUUAGCCAAUGAUCAUUGCCAUUAACGCAUCAUUCACAUCAUUUUUAAAAGCCAGGAUUGUUGCCAUCACAACAGUCCUGGCAUUCAUUAAUGAAGCCGUCUUGUUUCUUCAUCAGGCUCAUAAAAUCUCAUUUAACUCCAAAACGUGACCUGCAGGGUCUGGUGUGCGUUUUUCUUUCCAUGUUUCCGCUCUCCCAUCCAACUUUCUAAUCAGGGUCUCCAGUUCGGACCUCGGCUCAGUUCCCCUUCUUCACCCAGACUGUGUCAUUUUAAAAGGAUUGUGAAUUACAAAAUAAAUACGCAAUGCCUUCCUCAAGUGCAUUAUAGGAUUUUGAUAGUGCUAUUUUAAGACAUUGGGCUUAAUUAUUCUGACUAACACUUGAAAUUUUGAUAUCUAUACAGUAUAUAUUGAAUUAUGGGAAGCCUUUAAUGGGUGUGGGAAUUAUCUUUUUGAAACCAAAUGCUGAUUUGAACUGAAGGACCUAUACUAAUCAGACUCGCUGUGUUGCGUGAAAAGAGAACAUGUACUUGUGUACAUAUUUAAAAAUAUAUAUAUAUAAAUAUACAAAUCUGAAGUAUUUACAUUUGUCACUUCUAAGAAGUGCAAAAAUCAUUCUUAAUGAGGGUUAUUACUGAUAGACUACAGUACCUUGCAAAGAAUUCAUAUCUCCUGAAUUUUUAAACAUGUAUUGGAUUUAUGCAAGAUUGUAAUCAUGAAUUGAAGGAAUAGAUUCUUCUGAGCUAAAUCAGCCCCUCUGAUUUAUAGAACCAACUUUCGCUUAGCACAUAUUCUCAAUUAGAUGCCACUGUGCAGUUCUUUAGGCUUUUCUUCUCGUUGGACGGUGGAUGUUAUGCAGUAAUAUUAGGAGCAGAUGCAAAUUAAACCAAUCUUUCCAGGGUUUUUUUUUUUUGUAUCCAUUUAAAAAAUAAACCCUUAUCUUUUUAAUUUGCACCACUCUAUGAACUUAAAACCCAAACGAAUGCUGCCACGUGUUUGCAGGGAGUUAUGUAACCUGGGGAGAUGAAUGACUUUGCGAGGUACUGUUGAUCAUUUUAUCUUAAAUCAGUCGGGUGACUGUUUAAAACAAACUAAAAAAAAAAUCAAUAUGUCUGAUAUUACCGCCUGGAUCAUCAGCACGGUGGUAGCCUGGACUGUUAAUGGACUUCUUGCUCAAACUAGCUGAAUGGAU
Cyprinodon variegatus (sheepshead minnow) is the source of this 3397-nucleotide messenger RNA. RefSeq names its product ATP-dependent RNA helicase DDX19B. NCBI's taxonomy places the organism in Eukaryota, Metazoa, Chordata, Actinopteri, Cyprinodontiformes, Cyprinodontidae. Gene Ontology annotation, molecular function: RNA helicase activity; RNA binding; ATP binding. Bases 148 to 1614 code for a protein of 488 amino acids. The record is from RefSeq and is a predicted model, not a curated record. The transcript is spliced from 12 exons. Gene Ontology annotation, biological process: poly(A)+ mRNA export from nucleus. Gene Ontology annotation, cellular component: cytoplasmic stress granule; nucleus.